Molecule: messenger RNA, 1105 nt
Organism: Lepidothrix coronata (blue-crowned manakin)
Lineage: Eukaryota; Metazoa; Chordata; Aves; Passeriformes; Pipridae
Gene: HSD17B1
Product: hydroxysteroid 17-beta dehydrogenase 1
Exons: 6
Coding region: 218-1105 (295 amino acids)
Biological process (GO): estrogen biosynthetic process
Cellular component (GO): cytoplasm
Molecular function (GO): estradiol 17-beta-dehydrogenase [NAD(P)+] activity
Source: RefSeq, a predicted model, not a curated record
GGCUGCAGCUCCCCUUGUGCCCCAGAGCCUCCCCCUGCGGGUCGUUAUCGCAGCACCUGCGAGAUCAUCAAGGCACAGGGAGCCCCAGGCACGCACAGGGAGGUCUGUGGAGGGGCCUUGAGAUAAGGCAGCAGACACAACAAUGUGGUGUGGGGUGGAGGGACCCCCCUCCCAGCCCUUUUAAGCAGCACGGCCCCCUCGGCCAGCACCGCUUGCCAUGGAGAGAACCACGGUGCUGAUCACGGGCUGCUCCUCGGGCAUCGGGCUGGGACUGGCCGCACGCCUGGCGGCCGACAGCACUCGCCGCUUCAAAGUUUAUGCCACCAUGCGUGACCUGGCCAAGGGUGAGCGGCUGCUGGAGCACUUGGGCAGCCACUGCCCUGACACGCUGGAGGUCCUGCAGCUCGAUGUCACCGACCCACACUCACUGGCAGCCGCCGUGCAGCGGGUGCAGGAGCAGCGCCUGGACGUGUUGGUCUGCAACGCGGGGGUGGGACUGAUGGGACCUCUGGAGACCUGCUCCGAUCAGGCCAUGAAAACCCUCUUCGAUGUGAACUUCUUUGGGGCCGUCCGCACCAUCCAGGCAUUCCUGCCCGCCAUGAAGCGCCGCAGGGCCGGGCGGAUCAUUGUUUCCAGCAGCAUCGGGGGGCUGCAAGGGCUACCCUUCAAUGCCGUGUACUGCGCCAGCAAGUUUGCGGUGGAGGGGCUGUGCGAGAGCCUGGCCAUCGUCCUGCGCCCCUUCAACAUCCACGUGACACUGGUGGAGUGCGGGCCCGUCCACACCAGCUUCCUGGCCAACCUACAGUGCCCGGACCCCGAGGGCAGCGAGCUGGAGGGCCUGGACGCCGAGACGCGGGGGCUGUACCGCCGAUACCUGCGGCACUGCCAAAGCCUCUUCCGCGACGCGGCCCAGGAGGUGGAGGACGUCCUGCCGGUGUUCCUGGAGGCCAUCGUCAGCCUCUGCCCGCCCCUGCGCUGCGCCAGCACCCAGCUCCUCGCCCCGCUUUGGCGCCUGCGGCUCGGCAGCCCCGACGGCUCCGCGUACGUCCGCGCCAUGCACGACUUCGUGUUCGGCGGCAGCGAAGUCAGCGGGGACCAGCCCUGA